AUGGCCUCCCCUUUCCUCCUCCUCGUCGUGGCGGCGCUCCUCUGGGCUCUGGCCGCCUGCCUUCGCGGCGCCCGUGGAGCACCUCGUCACCGGCCUCCCGGGCUUCCAUGGUGCCUCCCAUCCAAGCACUACUCCGGGUACGUGACCGUGGACGAGAGUAGCGAGCGGAGCCUCUUCUACUACCUGGUGCUGUCCGAGCGCGACCCGGCCACCGACCCCGUCGUGAUCUGGCUCAACGGGGGUCCGGGAUGCUCCAGCUUCGACGGCUUCGUCUACGGGAACGGUCCCUUUAAUUUCGAGCCUGGGAGCUCGCCUGGAAGCCUGCCCAAGCUGCAGCUCAACCCCUACAGCUGGUCAAAGGUCUCCAACAUCAUGUAUCUCGAUUCUCCUGCCAGUGUUGGGAUGUCCUACUCGUUGAACAAAUCGGAUUAUAUAACAGGUGACCUGAAAACCGCAGCUGAUGCGCACAAAUUCCUGUUGAUGUGGUUCGAAUUAUACCCCGAGUUUCAGUUUAACCCGUUCUACAUCUCAGGGGAGUCAUAUGCAGGGGUUUAUAUCCCCACAAUCACUGACGAAGUUGUUAAAGGCAUUGAGAGAGGUGUGAAGCCAAGAAUCAAUUUCAAGAAUCUUCCAAAAUCUGUUCAGGGCUAUCUAAUUGGCAAUCCAGCAACUGAUGUAGACUACGAUUUCAAUUCCUUUGUGCCAUUUGCGCGUGGGAUGGGCCUCAUCUCAACUGACAUGUAUGAGGAUGUCAAAGCUUCUUGCCGUGGCACAUUCUUUGGCGCUGUAGAUAAUCUGUGCCAAGAGAAGAUUGACAUAGUGCGCUGGGAACUGAAAGACCUGAACAAGUACAACAUCCUUGCACCCUGUUACCAUCAUCCUGAAAUCCAAGAGAUAGAGUUCAGCAACAGCAGCUUACCGCAGAGUUUUAGAAGGCUAGGAGAGACAGAUAGGCCAUUUCCAGUCAGGAAGCGAAUGGCUGGGCGUUCUUGGCCCCUCCGCCUUGCUCUCAAGGAUGGUCACGUUCCGAUGUGGCCAGGCCUUGGUGGUAGAUCACUUCCCUGCACUAGUGAUGAAUUUGCUACUACAUGGCUGGAUGAUGAAGAUGUUAGAGCUGCGAUUCAUGCCAAACCAAAAAGAUUAAUUGGAUCAUGGGAACUGUAUACUGCAAGAAUAGACUUCAUUCAUGAUACUGGGAUAAUGUUGACCUAUCACAAGAAGCUUACAGCGGAGACCAUGACCUGUGUAUUUCCUUACCCUGGUACUGAAGCAUGGGUGAAAUCAAUAGGCUACCAAGAUCUUGAUAGAUGGCGGCCAUGGUACUUUGGAGACCAAGUUGCAGGGUAUGCCGAACUCUGUCCUUUCUUUGCACUGCCUCCAUUAUGA
Messenger RNA from Miscanthus lutarioriparius, 1386 nucleotides. The record is from the annotation of a GenBank genome assembly. NCBI's taxonomy places the organism in Eukaryota, Viridiplantae, Streptophyta, Magnoliopsida, Poales, Poaceae.